Messenger RNA from Coffea eugenioides, 1401 nucleotides. RefSeq names its product zinc finger protein 4-like. Gene Ontology annotation, biological process: negative regulation of abscisic acid-activated signaling pathway. The record is from RefSeq and is a predicted model, not a curated record. The coding region runs from base 499 to 1242 and encodes 247 amino acids. NCBI's taxonomy places the organism in Eukaryota, Viridiplantae, Streptophyta, Magnoliopsida, Gentianales, Rubiaceae. The transcript has 3 exons.
GUAGUGUGCGACUGCAUCAGUAGUAGUACUACAGUAGUUAAAGAAAGAACCAACAAAAAUGUGUCAAGUCUGUUUUCUGCUUUUCUUCUGACUUAUCUGACGUCCCACCACCUUCUCUCUCCUUCUUUCUCUCUCUCAUUCAUGAUCUUAUCUCCAUCUACUGCCGUGUUUGUUAUCUUUUCUUCUUCUUCUGCUCUUGUUCUCACCGUAUUUGGUAAAAACUACAGAACUUGAAAGCUUUCUGCCUGUCUUGUCAUCAGAGUAGCUGAAGCCUGCUGCUUUUGGCAAACUCGUGAGGCACACAGGUGCUAGAGAAGACAGGGUCCUACAUAUGCUGGCUUACUAUUUGGCUUUGACGUGGUCAUUCAGGCAUAAGCUUCAUUUUGAAAUCCACGGUAUAUGGAAGUCGGUUCAUAAACAAGAAGCAUUAGUUGUGAGUGGUAACAAGAUCUAUUACUAGUCAAGGGACUCCUUUGUACUUCAGUGCUCUACCCCAAAAUGAAGGCGCCAACUAUUAACCUUGAAUCUGAAGAGGAUUCUGAGGUGAGCAGUCAAGUUGCCUCCAACAUAUCCACCCAAGAAGUCUCUCCUGGUCCUUCGAAGGAGAGCAUUACUUCUUCACCGUCUCUCACACACUCACUUGAUCUAGAAAGGGAUCCAAGGCCAGUUACUCUUGACUUGACUCUUGGCUUCAACAGCAGUGAUACUGAUUCGAAGGGUGUUGGUGAGAAUAAUGGUGAAGUAUUUCCCCAUCCUCCAACUCCAGGAGUGUCCAGGGUAUUCUCCUGUAACUAUUGUAGGCGCAAGUUCUAUAGCUCACAGGCAUUAGGCGGUCAUCAAAAUGCACACAAGAGGGAGAGGACACUUGCAAAGAGGGCCAUGCGGAUGAAUAUGAUAUCAGAUCGCUAUGCCAGCUUGGCAUCUCUUCCCCUUCAUGGAUCUGCAUUUCGGUCUUUGGGCAUUGAAGCUCAUGCUUCGGUGCACCAACCAAUUAUGUCAUCAGAUAGGCCUCUCCAUGCAAUAAGAGGCGGAGCAAAGUUUGAACAAGGUUAUUUUGGUAUGCCAGUGUAUAUGGAAGAUGAUGAAGUAGAAAUGUACUGGCCUGGCAGUUUCCGACAAGUUGAAGGAGUUGCCAGCAAUCUGGCUUUGAAUUCUGGGCAAAGUUCCAGCAUCAAUUUUGUAGCAGUGGCACCACCGCCUAGAGCAGACUCAUCAACACCUGAUCUAAAUUUGAAACUUUGACGAGUCAUCUUCUCUUUUGUAAUACGAAGUCAUAAUUAUUUCUUCUGAAUUCAUAAUUUUGUGACAAUUUGCUAAUGUACAGGGAUUAAGUGUUAAGGGUUGAAUAUGAGCUUUUUAAUCCUAAUUCCUCCUCAACUUAAUUAUGCUGUCUCUAACAGA